UGUACACCUCCGACUUCACCAACGGAUGAGAACACACCAACUUUAUUGCUGGAUGCUGGUUACGAUGAUGAUGGUACGAGCGUGAAUGCAACGCAUAUCAGCUAUGAUAACGACGACACGAACAGUGACGAGUGCCAGUCGGUAAAUGAUGCGUACGCGAAUAUACCGAACGUUAAGCAGUUCAGAAAAAUCGCAAAAAUCGCCGAGAUCGGCUUAACGGUUGAAGCAAUUCUGCUAUUGUUGGUUGUCACGAAUACGGUGAUGCUUUCGAUAUUGCUGUUGAAAACCAAAGAUCACUUGUCCACUGCUACAAUUCUAUUCAUUUUCAAUAUUCUCUUCUCGAACGUGCUUUUCAUCGCUUCUUUCGUCGGAUUAUUCGCCGAUUUUCUGGACGAUGAACAAUUUGGACAACUCUCUGAAGAGUGUUAUUUCUAUGAAAUGCUGCUGCUGGUGAAAUAUUGA
Molecule: messenger RNA, 462 nt
Organism: Anisakis simplex (herring worm)
Lineage: Eukaryota; Metazoa; Nematoda; Chromadorea; Rhabditida; Anisakidae
Source: the annotation of a GenBank genome assembly